Messenger RNA from Microthlaspi erraticum, 735 nucleotides. Lineage: Eukaryota; Viridiplantae; Streptophyta; Magnoliopsida; Brassicales; Brassicaceae. The record is from the annotation of a GenBank genome assembly.
AUGGCUUCUUCAAUAUCCAUCUUCCUCCUCCCUCUCCUUCUCCUUCUCUCCCACGCUUCAGCUUCAACGGUAAUAUUCUACAACAAAUGCACGUACACAGUCUGGCCUGGGAUCCAACCUAGCUCCGGCCAAAUGCUUCUUGCCGGCGGCGGAUUUAAACUCUUGCCAAAGAGAUCUUACACCCUCAACCUUCCACCGCUUUGGUCCGGUCGCUUCUGGGGACGCCACGGUUGCUCCUUCGACAGAUCUGGCCGUGGUCGCUGCGUCACCGGAGACUGCGGUGGUUCUCUCCUCUGUAACGGAGCCGGCGGUGUACCUCCGGCUACACUCGCUGAGAUCACCCUCGGUCAUGAGCAAGACUUUUAUGACGUCAGUCUAGUUGAUGGAUAUAACUUGGCGAUGUCGAUAAUGCCGGUGAAAGGUACGGGGAGGUGCACCUACGCUGGUUGUGUGAGCGACCUGAACCGUAUGUGUCCGGUUGGUCUACAAGUCCGUUCACGUGACGGGAAACAGGUAGUAGCCUGUAAAAGCGCGUGUUCUGCCUUCAGUUCACCACAGUACUGUUGUACCGGCUUGUUCGGUAGCCCACAGUCGUGCAGGCCCACGGCUUACUCCAAGAUCUUCAAAGUGGCUUGCCCUAAGGCCUAUUCCUACGCCUACGAUGACCCAACUAGCAUUGCUACAUGCACUAAAGCUAAUUACGUCGUCACUUUUUGCCCCCACCGUGGCCGUUGA